UCCCCCAAACCGCGUCGGGGGAGAGGCUUCAGGGCCGCACGCUGACUAUAAAUGAGUGACAAGUGACACACAACAUAAACACCUCCAGAUGUCCAAGUCUACACAAAGUCUCUGAAGGCUCUGAGAUGCUUCUUUCUGUUCUUCUUGCACUGGGCAUCUGCCUGAUGUCCAGUCACGCCAAACCAACAGGUGUCAGUCUGGUCAGUCCUUUCCUUCAAACCUGUUUCGAGGAGGCAAAGAAAAUUGUAGAUGAUGCAUACAAAUACUCCAGAGAAGAGAGUCUACGUCGGGUCCGCAGGGAAUCGGUGAGUCCUCAUGAUGUGCUUCGCCUCAUGAAGCAGCCUCGUGCAGGCACGCGCUCGGCUGUGAGGUCUGCAGACUACAUGAUCCAAACCCUCCGUCUGCUGCAGAGCAAGGUGCAUCAUGUGCACAAACGCUCACUCAAUGCAACAGAUUUGCUGAGUGCAGAGGAUCUGAAGAAGCUUUCUGAGAUAACUGGAUGUGCAGCUCGCGUUAGAGACCCACAGUGCCUCACCAUACCAAACCUUAACACCUAUCGCACCAUCACCAGCCUUUGCAACAACCUAAAAAAGCCUCGUCUCGGAGCCUCUAACACCCCUUUUGCUCGCUGGCUGCCUGCAGAAUAUCAAGAUGGCAUCUCAAAACCAAAAGGCUUUAACAAAACCAAAGUCAACAACUUUGUGCUUCCACUGGUCCGACAGGUGUCCAACAACAUCCUGAACACAUCGGAUGCAGGUGUGGUCAGCGACAGAGAUUACAGUCACAUAGUGACCUUGUUCGGUCAAUGGAAUGACCACGACCUGACCUUCACGCCCUUCUCUCCCAGCCUCCGCUCCUUCAGUAACGGGAUCAACUGCGAUGUGAGCUGUGAAAACGUUGAGCCAUGCAUCCCCAUCCCGAUCCCUCCAGGUGACCCCCGCCUGCCCUCCAGACCAGACAGCUGCAUCCCCGCAUUUAGAUCGGCACCUGCUUGUGGCACAGGAUAUUCGGCCUACAAUUUUGGCGGUGAACCUAACAGGAGAGAGCAGAUCAAUGCUCUCACAGCCUUCCUGGAUCUCAGUCAGGUGUAUGGCUCUGAGGACAGUCUUGCCCUCAAACUCCGUGACCUCACCAACGAUGGUGGACUGAUGCGUGUAAAUGAUCAGUUCACAGACAAUGGCCGUGCACUGCUGCCAUUCACUGACGUCAAGGCAAACAUGUGCGCCACACGUAAAAAUGUCACCAAUGACACCAACGCCAGGGAAGUGCCUUGCUUCAUUGCAGGUGAUAUACGUGUGGAUGAGAACAUCGCUCUGACAUCCCUCCACACACUCUUUGUGCGUGAGCAUAACCGUUUAGCACGCAACCUGAAGAGAAUAAACCGACAAUGGGACAGUGAAAAGCUCUACCAGGAAACCCGCAAGAUCAUGGGUGCUUACACACAGGUGUUUGUGUUCAGGGACUAUCUGCCGCAUAUUGUGGGUAAUGAUGCAAUGCAGCGACUGCUCGGGCGCUACCCAGGCUAUAAUCCCAACGUGGACCCCAGCAUUUCCAAUGUAUUUGCAACAGCAGCCUACCGCUUCGCCCACUUGGCCAUCCAACCGGUCUUAUCCCGUCUGAAUGUAAACUAUAGAGAGCAUGCUCAGUUCCCCAGUGUGCCCUUGUUCACAGCCUUCUUUGCCCCCUGGAGAAUCGUUUUUGAGGGUGGUAUUGACCCUCUGCUCCGCGGCUUGAUUGGACGUCCAGCUAAACUGAACACUCAGGAUCACAUGAUGGUGAACGCUCUGAGAGAGAAGCUCUUCCAGUUCGUGAUGCACAUUGCUUUGGACUUGGGGUCACUAAACAUGGAGAGAGGACGUGACCAUGGCUUGCCUGGUUACAAUGCCUGGCGCAAGUUCUGUGGCCUCUCCGAACCCAAAAAUCAGACACAGCUGGCUCAGGUUCUGAAUAACGCAGAGCUGGCCCGUAGGCUGUUGGAGCUCUAUAGAACACCCGACAACAUCGAUGUGUGGUUGGGCGGUGUAGCAGAGCCGUUUGUCCAAGGAGGCCGUGUGGGACCACUGUUUGCCUGCCUGAUUGCAACCCAGUUCCAGAGGAUCCGCCAAGGUGACAGGUUGUGGCAUGAGAAGCCGGGCGUGUUCACACCUGCACAGAGGAGAGCUCUGGCCUCUGCCUCCCUGUCCAGGAUCAUCUGCGACAACACGGGAAUCAAUUCUGUAACCCGUGAUGUUUUCAGAGUUAUCGCAAACAAUAACCGGCUCGUCCCCUGCUCCAGCAUCCAACCUUUAAACCUAGCAGCCUGGAGGGAGACAAGCUGUUCAGGCUGGCUCUGUUACAAGAACUUUAGCAGACAGGUCAGUUUCCAAGUUCUCACAGGUUGUUGUGGUGAAAUAUUAGGAUCAAACCACAUUUUCUGAUUUGCGCACUCGUAUCAUGCAUAC
Molecule: messenger RNA, 2441 nt
Organism: Thalassophryne amazonica
Lineage: Eukaryota; Metazoa; Chordata; Actinopteri; Batrachoidiformes; Batrachoididae
Gene: mpx
Product: myeloid-specific peroxidase
Biological process (GO): response to oxidative stress
Molecular function (GO): peroxidase activity; heme binding
Source: RefSeq, a predicted model, not a curated record